Molecule: messenger RNA, 1848 nt
Organism: Acytostelium subglobosum LB1
Lineage: Eukaryota; Evosea; Eumycetozoa; Acytosteliales; Acytosteliaceae
Exons: 2
Coding region: 1-1848 (615 amino acids)
Molecular function (GO): carbohydrate binding; hydrolase activity, hydrolyzing O-glycosyl compounds
Source: RefSeq, a predicted model, not a curated record
AUGUCACUGGCAGUGAUCAGUGUUACAUCACAAUGUUAUUCAUCAUCCAGCAUUAAGUAUGCCACCAGUGGCAAACAACUCACUGUCAAUGGACAGACCAUGGCCGUGCAGGGAAUUGCCUGGUUCGGUCUGGAAACCAACACAUUCUCUCCGGGCGGUCUCAGAUCAACCAGUGUCGAAGCCCUUCUGGACAUCCUGGUGGCCCAGAAAUUCAAUGUGCUCCGUAUCCCAUUCUCUGUGGACAUGAUCCUCAAGCCAAGAAUGCCAACUGCAAUUGACUACAACCUGAAUCCAAACCUUGCUGGAAAGACUGGAUUCCAGGUGAUCGAAUAUAUUACCAAGGCUUGUGGAGAUAGAGGUAUCCUUGUUGUUAUGGAGUUACAUCGUUUCGAUCCAAACGACUACAUCUCUGAGCUUUGGUACACCACCAGCUGUCUCAACAACAUUGAUGGCCAAUGCAUCAACUACACCACCCAAAUGGUCAUUGAUACCUGGAUUACUGUUACCAAUCAAUUGAAGAAAUACUGGAACUUCUGGGCCGUCGAUGUCAAGAAUGAGCCACAUGGAGCUGCCACAUGGGGCACUGGCAACACAAACACUGAUUGGAACACUGCCUUUAUCAACAUUGCCAACUCAAUUCAGAGUGCUACAUCAUUCAAUGGUGUCUACUUCAUUGAGGGUAUUGAGAAUAAUGCCGGAUCUUUGUGUUCCCCAAGCUCUGGUAACUGGUGGGGCGGCAACUUGUCGCCACAGCAAUGUUUCCCAGUGUUCCUUGCCACACCAAACAAGGUUGUCUUCACCCCACACACCUACUGUUCAUCCGUCUCUGAUCAGCCAUACUUCAAUGAUGCCAACUAUCCAAACAACAUGCCAGCUGUCUGGGAUGCCAGCUUUGGUUUCCUCAGAAACAGAAACUCGCCAAUGGUCGUAGGAGAAUGGGGAUGCGCUACCAAGAACAACAAGAACGUCCAAUGGGUCAACGCCUUCACCAACUACCUCAAGUCCACUGGUCAGACCAACCACAUCUACUUCUCCCUCAACCCAGAUUCAGCCGACACUGACUCGAUCCUUGGUUUGGACUGGAAGACUGUCAACUCGAAUGUGGCCAGCUAUCUGAGCAACAUUGGAACCAACCCAACCAAGUUCACUGUGUUCAAUGACCAAGUGUGUCUAGGAAACUCGCAGCCAUCAACCACCACUGCUCCAGCGACCACCUCGUCGUCAACUACCGCUCCAGCAACGACCUCAUCGUCAACCACUGCUCCAGCUACCACCUCAUCAUCGACCACUGCUCCAGCCACUACCUCCUCUUCCACAACUGCUCCAGCCACCACCUCAUCGUCGACCACCGCACCAGCUACCACUUCAUCAUCAACCACUGCUCCAGCAACCACCUCAUCAUCCUCCACUACCGCUCCAGCUACAACUUCAUCGUCCACAACUGCCCCAGCCACUACCUCAUCAUCGACAACUGCACCAGCUACUACUUCCAGCUCUACAACUGCUCCAUCCACUACAACUGGAUCGACAACAACUGGAGGCAACCCCAAGCCAAUUACCAUCACUCAGUCACUGACAUCAUCAUGGACUGAUGGUGCUGGUAAGCCAUGGGGAGUGUACAACUGCUACAUCACCAACACUGGACCAACUCCACUGAACAAUGUACAGCUCAAGGCUACACCAAAUGUCAACCCAUACCAGUCAUGGGGCGCCUUUGUCCCAGCCAACGUCGGUGGCCAGUACAUCUGGUCUGCCCAGUCAUGGUCCAAUCCACUGCCACCCAACCAAGCCAUCAACUUUGGCUACCAAAUCCAAUCGGCUUCGCCAAUCUCAUUCACCGUGCUCUAA